Molecule: messenger RNA, 1899 nt
Organism: Rattus rattus (black rat)
Lineage: Eukaryota; Metazoa; Chordata; Mammalia; Rodentia; Muridae
Gene: Sys1
Product: SYS1 golgi trafficking protein
Exons: 3
Coding region: 292-930 (212 amino acids)
Biological process (GO): Golgi to plasma membrane protein transport; Golgi to endosome transport; protein localization to Golgi apparatus
Cellular component (GO): trans-Golgi network; Golgi membrane
Source: RefSeq, a predicted model, not a curated record
UUUGGAUGGCGUGCGGAGUGCAUCCACUGCGUCUGCGCAAUGCCCCUCGGUAGCCGUCCCCGGAAGCGCUUCCUCCGCUUGUAGCCGUGCGCCGCAGCUAUUCAGCCUCUCUAGGCCGGUGGGUCCUCCGCUCCAUGGUCCUGUCUGUCAGCGCAGUUUCAGAAGUCCAUCGCCUAGGCCGGGCCGCGCUCGGACGCUUCGAUCCCCGAGCGGGUCGCGGGUGAGUGAACCCGGGAGGAGCCCGGCGCCCGGAACGGGUGGGUCGGCCCGCCCCGCCUCUCCCACCCAGGAAUGGGCUCGCUCCUGGGUCCCAGGCCCUCCUUCCUCCCGCGGCGUUGCCAAGGCGACGGCCGGCCGGCUGAAGCUCGGUGUGUCUUCCCGCAGGUAGUCCGGCGGCCGCGGAACGAUGGCGUGGCGGCAUUGACAGGCGCGGGCAGCUGCCGAGCCCCGCGGGCCGGCAUGGCGGGCCAGUUCCGCAGCUACGUGUGGGACCCUUUGCUGAUUCUGUCGCAGAUCGUGCUCAUGCAGACGGUCUACUAUGGCUCUCUGGGCCUGUGGCUGGCGCUAGUGGACGCGCUGGUGCGCAGCAGCCCGUCCCUGGACCAGAUGUUCGACGCCGAGAUCCUGGGCUUCUCCACCCCUCCAGGCCGGCUCUCAAUGAUGUCCUUCGUCCUCAACGCCCUCACCUGUGCCCUGGGCUUGCUGUACUUCAUCCGGCGCGGGAAGCAGUGCCUGGAUUUCACUGUCACUGUGCAUUUCUUUCACCUCCUGGGCUGCUGGCUCUACAGCUCCCGUUUCCCCUCGGCGCUGACCUGGUGGCUGGUCCAAGCUGUGUGCAUUGCACUCAUGGCCGUCAUCGGGGAGUACCUGUGCAUGCGGACGGAGCUCAAGGAGAUCCCCCUCAGCUCAGCCCCUAAGUCCAAUGUCUAGACUUGGGCCCAUCGGACACUCUGCUGGCACUUGGGCCCCAUCACCUCGGGCUGCUCAGACCUCCAGAUGGGGUCUGGCCCAAGUCUGAGAGGAACCCUGGAAAUGUGAAGCCUGUUGGUGGAGAGAUAGUGAGGUCCUACCAUGAAGGCAGGUAGCAGCCAUGGUCACAGAUGCAAGAACGGCCUCUGCCUGCUGGAGGCCGGUGAGGGGCCUCACGGAGGGUAGUGACAGAUUUGGAACCAUGUCAUGUGAGCCACCAUACUGUCACCAGCCUGUUAUUUUAAAAAGAAAAAAAAAUCAAGGAUAUCUGAUUGGAACAAACCACUCUUCUCGUUGUCUGUCUUAUGCCCUGUGACAGCUGGUACCUUUGCCAUGUUGCCAAACCAGUGAUUCUGUGUGGAGAAACAUUUGAUUUCUGGGUCCAUAGCCACAGGAGUUGUAGGUACAAAGUACUAGGCUGCUGACAGAGAGGACGGCGUGUAGAGGAGGUACCAAGCACAAGAAAAAUGCACAACUGUUCCUGUGACACAUGCACACACACGUACCUCUGUGUGUGUGUGUGUGUGUGUGUGUGUGUGUGUGUGUGUGUGUGUGUGUGUGUGUGUGUGUCCCCAAGAACCCAUUACUGACUUCCUCCAAUUUCCUGUAUGAACUCUCCCUUGCUGCUGGCUCUCAGCACAGCGAGUCAAAGCCACAGGGCCCAGAGAAGAUCCCAGCAUCCCCCAAACCCCCGCCUUAGCUUUAUAAUAAAAGCCAGUCUGUGCUCUAGAAAUGACCAGGCACAGCUUCCACUGGAUCUCAGUUGUGGCAAGAGCUUCUGUUUGUGGUCUCGUUUGUGUUCUGUAUGGGGAGGGAAUCCUAACGGUGCUAGAGGCUCAGCUGAGGCUGGAGCUUGCUUUUGAGUGGUCUCCUCUGUGAGGGCUGGCAGCUGUCCUUUCUGGGUGCAUAAAUACACUAUUUUCCACACUU